GUCUUUGGCAUUAAUCUCAGAAAUUACACAUACCUCUAUCAUCAUCAGUGUUACUACGAUCGUUGCAAAUCCCCUCCUCAGACACCCAAACCUCAUAAUCCAAUUCCUGUCACCAGUUAUUGACCACACUGCCAUUAUGAAGUUCACACUCAAGCUAUGUUCCGUUCUCGCUCUAGCUGUUUCCGCAAUGGCGUUGCCCACCACCGACACGCGAGUUAUCCAACUCCGCCUCUGGGGUGAAACUGGUUGUGCCGAGGACAACAUGGGUGAGCUUGGCUUGUACCAAUCCGGCCUUGAUGAAUGUGGCACCUUCGCAGGGCCCUAUGCCAUUCAUUCUAUCACCACCUAUUACGUCGUAGCAGGAUAUGCUGCGCAAUUCUUCACCGAUACAAAUUGCGAGGAGGGCGUCCAAAAUGUAACUGCUCCAGGAUGCCUUGACGGUGACACUGCGUUCGCCAGCUACAAGCUAGUCUCGAACUAGUAGUCUGUUGGAAGUAGACAGGCAGUGAAAUGAGGAACGAAUCUUAUGUGUGAAUAAUGUUUGCCAAUGUUAGGAGGAGAUAAAUCUGUAUCGUCGAGCUAAAAAUUUGCACAAUUUCAAAGAUCGC
Molecule: messenger RNA, 608 nt
Organism: Aspergillus eucalypticola CBS 122712
Lineage: Eukaryota; Fungi; Ascomycota; Eurotiomycetes; Eurotiales; Aspergillaceae
Exons: 2
Coding region: 137-481 (114 amino acids)
Source: RefSeq, a predicted model, not a curated record